This is a messenger RNA of Pseudonaja textilis, 1731 nucleotides long. NCBI's taxonomy places the organism in Eukaryota, Metazoa, Chordata, Lepidosauria, Squamata, Elapidae. The record is from RefSeq and is a predicted model, not a curated record.
AUGAGUGGAAACUUCAGUGUUCGAUGCUCCUCCUCUUACAGGGGGCCCUGGAGCCCAGAACACUGGUGUGUCUUUGGGUACCGGCAUUUCCUCACCAACCCCGGCAUGCUGUUGCCUGGCAACGCCGCACUGGUGCCCACUCCCCAAAAGCUCGCUAAGGAGCAUGCUGCCUACUGGCGCACCAUUAAGCAAAACCCGGAGACCACCUUUGAAGUCUACGUGGAAGUCACCUGUCCUUCGGUGGCGGGCACAGAUGCUGAGGUGCGGAAACGAUACCCGGAGGACUACAGAGACCAGGAAAUUCUGCCCACGGUGGCCAAGUUCUGUUUCCCUUUCUACGUGGACAGCCUCACGGUGGGCCAGGUGGGCCAGAACUUCACCUUUGUCCUCACGGAUAUCGACAGCAAACAGAGGUUCGGCUUCUGCCGUUUGUCCUCAGGGGCCAAGACCUGCUUCUGUAUCUUAAGUUAUCUCCCAUGGUUUGAAGUGUUUUAUAAACUGCUGAAUAUUCUGGCAGACUACGCAGUGAAGGGCCAGGACAGCCAAAGGUGUGAACUUCUGCAGACACUAUAUAAACUACCGAUUCCUGAGCCAGCUUCUUCGGUUCAUCUCAGCGUGCACUCUUACUUUACGGUACCCGACACCAGGGAACUCCCCAGCAUCCCCGAAAAUAGAAAUCUGACCGAGUAUUUUGUAGCCGUGGAUGUCAACAACAUGUUGCAUCUGUAUGCGAGCAUGCUCUACGAACGCCGCAUUCUCAUUUGCUGCAGUAAAUUGAGCACGCUAACUGCCUGCAUCCAUGGCUCGGCCUCCUUGCUCUACCCAAUGUUUUGGCAACACGUUUACAUCCCUGUCCUGCCUCCUCAUCUUUUGGACUACUGCUGCGCUCCGAUGCCCUACCUCAUAGGAGUUCAUUUAAGUCUGAUAGAGAAAGUCAGAAACAUUUCUCUGGAUGACGUGGUCAUCCUGAAUGUGGACACCAACACACUGGAAACACCUUUUGAUGAUCUACAAAGCCUCCCCAAUGACAUCAUCUCCGCCCUGAAAAGCCGGUUGAAGAAGGUCUCCAUGACCACAGGAGAUGGGGUCGCCAGAGCAUUCCUGAAAGCCCAGGCCGCCUUUUUCGGGAGCUAUCGCAAUGCCCUGAAGAUUGAGCCAGAAGAACCCAUCACUUUUUGCGAAGAAACCUUCGUUUCCCACCGGUCUGCCACCAUGAGACAAUUCCUGCAGAAUGCCAUACAGCUGCAGCUUUUCAAGCAGUUCAUCGAUGGUCGUCUUGAUCUUCUCAACUCUGGAGAAGGCUUCAGUGACGUCUUCGAGGAAGAGAUCAACCUGGGCGAAUAUGCUGGCAGUGACAAGCUGUACCACCAAUGGCUGUCCACUGUCCGGAAAGGAAGUGGGGCCAUUUUAAACACUGUGAAGACCAAGGCAAAUCCUGCUAUGAAGACUGUCUACAAAUUUGCAAAAGAUCAUGCAAAAAUGGGAAUAAGAGAGGUGAAAAUUCGCUUGAAGCAAAAGGACAUCAGUGAAAAUGGCUGUUCCACCAUGCCGGAAGAGUCCACCUCGAGGACAGCGCCCUCUCCCUUGGCUGAAAAGAGGGACCCAAAACUCCGAGAUGAGCGGCGGCCCAUCACCGUUCACUUUGGCCAGAUUCAGCCGCCGCCGGUGGGGGCGGGAGGCAUGACAAGAAGUUUCAGCAGGUGCCAGUCUGAAGUUUGGGGGUAUAUCUAG